Molecule: messenger RNA, 2088 nt
Organism: Pocillopora meandrina
Lineage: Eukaryota; Metazoa; Cnidaria; Anthozoa; Scleractinia; Pocilloporidae
Source: the annotation of a GenBank genome assembly
AUGAAGACAGUAAUUGAGAUAAUAAAGCAAGACGUCCUCAAUGCCAAAGAACUGGGAGACAGGGUAGGCGAGGGAACGGCCUACAACAAUCUUGGCACGGCAUAUUGCAAACUGGGUGAUUUCAAUGAAGCCAUAGAGUACCACAAACAACAUCUUAGUAUUGCUAAGGAACUGGGAGACAGGGCAGGCGAGGAAAGUGCCUACCACAAUCUUGGCUUCGCUACUUAUAAGCUGGGUGACUUCAAUCAAGCCAUAGAGUACCUCAGGCAACAUCUUAGUAUUGCUAAAGAACUGGGAGACAAAGCGGGCGAGGGACGUGCCUGCUACCAUCUUGGCUGGGCUUAUUACCGGCUGCAUGAUUUCAAUCAAGCCAUACAUUACUACAAACAAAAUCUUAGUAUUGCUAAAGAACUGGGAGACAGUGCAGACGAGGGACGUACCUACAACCAUCUUGGCGUGGCUUAUCACAAGCUGGGUGAUUUCAAUCAAGCCAUAGAGUACCACAAACAACAUCUUAGUAUUGCUAAAGAACUGGGAGACAGGGCAGACGAGGGACGUGCCUACAACAAUCUUGGCAUGGUUUAUCACAAGCUGGGUGAUUUCAAUCAAGCCAUAGAGUACCACAAACAACAUCUUAGUAUUGCUAAAGAACUAGGAGACAGGGCAGGCAAGGGACGUGCCUACAACCAUGAAGAUAAAGAUGAGUUGAAAGUAACCUUUGAUAAUGCAUAUCAUCGGUGUUAUGAUUCUCUCUGGAGAACUUUGCUUAAGCUGUCAAAAAUCGACGAGGCGUUGUGUAUUGCGGACCAAGGACGAGCACAGGCCUUGUUAGAUCUCAUCAAACUACGAUAUGGCUCCCAACUGGCAGUUUCUGGAUCAGUUGAGGCGGCUAAAUCAGGGAUCUCCGAAAUGGUCACUGAUAUCUCUGGUUCGACGCUUUUUGUUGCACUACAAGGAAACGCAGUUAACCUGUGGGUAAUCGGGAAAGACAGGAAUGUACAGUUUAGAAAGAAAGAAGUGAAAUAUCGCCUUGGAGAUGCGACCGACUAUUUGAAGAGUUUAAGGAAGAGGGCUUAUGAAGAAGUACGAGGACGAUUCCGGGUAGUCUGUGAAAACCGCACAUUAGAUGAGACCAGCACCGAACAAGAAUUGCCAACCGCCGAGGAAAGAGGUGAGGAAACAGGAAACCCAUCACAGUCUGACGAGAAUCCUCUGCGUCAAUUCUAUGAGUGCAUCAUAAGUCCUAUUUCAAAUUUCAUCAAAGAUGACGAGCUGGUUAUCGUUCCUGAUGGUCCACUGUGCCUCGCCCCUUUUGCUGCAUUUUUGGAUUCCGAAUCAAAAUACCUCAGUGAAUCCAUGAGGUUACGAUUUCUACCGUCAUUGAUGUGCAUGAAACUAAUCAACGCCUCUCCGGAAGAAUAUCACCAAAAGAGUGGAGCGUUGCUCGUUGGAAAUCCAUGUCUAGAAGCGUUUACCACCUUGUUCGGAGAGAACAAAUUUUCACCCUUACCCUUCGCCGAAAAGGAAGUAAAGAUGAUCGGAGAAAUGCUUGAUAUCCACCCACUCACUGGAAAAGAGGCAACUAAGGCUGAGGUGUUGAAAAGAAUUGGUUCGGUUGCUAUGGUGCACAUUGCUGCGCACGGAAAAAUCGACACUGGGGAAAUUGCAUUGGCUCCCAAUCCAGAACGUAAAUACAGAAGACCAGAAGAACAAGAUUUCAGGUUAACAAUUCCCGAUGUACAAUCAGCAAAGUUGCGUGCAAAGCUUGUUGUGUUGAGUUGUAGUCACAGUGCUCAAGGCAAGGUGUCUAGUGAAGGUGUGGUCGGCAUUGCACGGGCUUUUCUUGGUGCUGGUGCUCGCUCUGUUCUGGCCGCACUCUGGUCAAUUGAUGACGAAGCCACCGUGGAGUUUAUGAGAAGCUUUUACCAACAUCUGAAGGAUGGAAACAGCGCCAGCGUGUCACUCAACCGGGCGAUGAAAUGUCUGCGUGAAUCAGAAAACUUUAAUUCCCCGCGGUUCUGGGCUCCGUUUGUACUCAUUGGUGACGAUGUUACACUAGAUUUUGGACAAAUCUCUAAAGAAUCGUAA